Molecule: messenger RNA, 1486 nt
Organism: Rubroshorea leprosula
Lineage: Eukaryota; Viridiplantae; Streptophyta; Magnoliopsida; Malvales; Dipterocarpaceae
Source: the annotation of a GenBank genome assembly
UCACAUCCGCCUGAAUCUUGCUCCGUCGUCGUCACUAUAAUACCGGUGCCCGUUGACCGGAACUCGAAUUCACUUCGUCGUCACUAUUCGAUUCCGAUAUACUAAUUGCCGAACGGCUCUCGGUGGACUGAACGCUCGACCUUAUUGGUGCUGCCUGUUUGGAUCUCCGCCAUCAAUGGUGUUCUUUACCCUCGUCUUGUUGCCUUUCCUCCUCCUCCUCCUCUACUUCAUUGUGCGGCCGAGGCCGGUCAAGAUCCCGAUCAAGAAUCGUCACGUGUUCAUCACGGGAGGGUCGAGUGGAAUCGGGCUGGCACUGGCCCAUCAGGCUGCCUCCGAGGGGGCCCGGGUAUCCCUCCUGGCUCGUUCCCUCGACAAGCUAAAGGAGGCCAAGCAAUCCAUUCGACUCUCCUCCGGGGUUGACGCCUCGAUCUUUUCCGCCGAUGUCCGCGACUUCGAAGCCGUUCAGCGAGCGAUCAACGAUGCCGGACCCAUUGAUAUUCUGGUCGUUAAUCAAGGUAUCUUUGUUCCUCAGGAACUGGAGAAGCAGGAACUGGAUGAGAUCAAGUUCACGAUAGACAUCAAUCUGAUGGGGAGCUUUAACGUAAUCAAAGCAGCUUUGCCAUUAAUGAAGAAUAGGAAGGACCAGGGACCCGCCUCCAUUGCUCUCAUGUCGUCUCAGGCUGGUCAGGUGGGCAUAUAUGGUUACACGGCUUACUCUGCAAGUAAGUUUGGCCUCCGGGGUUUAGCAGAAGCAUUGCAACAGGAAGUCAUUGCUGAUAACAUCCAUGUGUCUAUGAUAUUCCCUCCGGAUACUGAAACUCCUGGUCUAGAGCAAGAAAACAAGAGAAGGCCAGAGAUCACCAAGAUCCUAGCAGGUUCCUCUGGUUCGAUGAAAGCUGAUCAAGUUGCCAAAAAGACUUUAGAUGGCAUAAAAUCUGGUAGUUUUGUCAUUCCUUGCAACUUUGAGGGCCACAUGCUAUCUAUAGCCACUGCUGGCUUAUCCCCUCAAAGAUCAUUCUUGACGGCAUUUCUUGAGGUGGUAUUUGCUGGUAUAGCACGCCUUAUAGCUCUAUGCUUCCAGUGGAAUUGGUAUGGGAGUAUAGAAAAAUGGCAUGCACAAAGAAAAAGUACCUAGAGAUCACGGUGUUUGGUAUUGGUUUCCAUUUCCCAAUCGUCCUAGUUCCAAGCCUUCCAAGGUCUCUUGGAGAUCAUUUCCUCUUAAAUGACAGUUUCAGCAGCACUCAUUCAGGAACUGAAGCUCUCCAUGCCUCUCCAUUCUUGCAAUGUUUUGGAACUCCAGCCAUGCUAUGUCAGCUUUACAGAUCGGAUUCAUGUUUUAACGUCCCACUUUCAAAUAAUGUAUUGGCAUGUAACUCAGCGUAUUGAGAUUGCAUCUGCAGCAGACGAAAACUCUAGACUCUAGUUUUCCUUGAUGUUAGAUCUUCGUUUCUUUAUUUAAGUCCUAGAAUAAGCACAACUAGUUGUC